This is a messenger RNA of Chrysochloris asiatica (Cape golden mole), 2244 nucleotides long. RefSeq names its product stonin 1 (gene STON1). NCBI's taxonomy places the organism in Eukaryota, Metazoa, Chordata, Mammalia, Afrosoricida, Chrysochloridae. Gene Ontology annotation, molecular function: clathrin-cargo adaptor activity. Bases 49 to 2244 code for a protein of 731 amino acids. The transcript is spliced from 3 exons. Gene Ontology annotation, biological process: regulation of endocytosis; clathrin-dependent endocytosis; synaptic vesicle endocytosis. The record is from RefSeq and is a predicted model, not a curated record. Gene Ontology annotation, cellular component: AP-2 adaptor complex; synaptic vesicle.
GAGACAACAUAUCUGAUCCACUGACAAGACUGCAGUUGGAUCCCAAAGAUGUGCUCCACGAACCCAGGCAACUGGGUUACGUUUGAUGAUGACUCCACUUUUCAGUCUUCUCAGAAGUCAAAGAAUUUCCCUCUGGAACAUCAAAGUGUCUGCAGACCUAAAGGACUCAAGCUGAACCUUUCUGGCCCUAGGGAAUUUUCCAGUGGCUCUUCCUCCACCUGCAGCACCCCGCUCCCAUCUCCCAUCGUGGACUUUUACCUCAGCCCAGGACCUCCAAGCAACUCCCCUCUUUCUACACCUGUCAAAGACUUUCCAGGCUUUCCGGGCAUCCCCAAAGCUGGGACUCAUGUACUUUAUCCUCGCCCAGAAACAUCUUCAAAUAGUCCACUCACAACACCAGGAACAGCUUCUUCCUUAUUACCUACUAAACCAGCCUGUUUACCCCAGGCUUCCUGGCCCAGUGAACACUCAUGUGCACAUCCAGCUCCCAAAGUGGGUCUUCUAGAAGAAACUAGCCCUCACGGGUUCCAAAGCGACACUCCACAGUUUCAGUAUUUUCAGGAUGACUGUGCCUUUUCAAGUCCGUUUUGGAAAGAUGAAGGCAGUGCUCCCCAGUUAACCUAUGACCCCCAAGGAAGCAGGAAGACAUUCUCAUCGAGAGACAAGGAGACACCCAUCGAUCAAAAAAGCCUCAAUCAAUGCUCACUCAACUAUAUCUGUGAGAAGCUUGAACACCUCCAGUCCACUGAGAAUCAAGGGUCACUUGGGAGUGUGUCAAUGCAGUGUCUGUACGCCGAAGACACUGCUUCUUCCUUCGUCCCCCACACACUCUUUAGGAGUCAGCCAAAAGCUGGCUGGUCUUUCAUGUUGAGAAUUCCUGAGAAGAAGAACAUGAUGUCAUCCAGGCAGUGGGGACCAAUUUUUCUGAAAGUAUUACCUGGAGGGAUUUUGCAAAUGUAUUAUGAGAAGGGGUUAGAGAAACCAUUUAAAGAGUUACAGCUUGAUCCACACUGCAGACUUUCUGAACCCAAAGUUGAGAACUUUAGCGUGGCAGGAAAAAUCCAUACUGUGAAGAUUGAGCAUGUGUCGUACACGGAAAAAAGGAAGUACCAUUCUAAGACAGAAGUAGUUCAUGAAGCAGACAUAGAGCAGAUGUUGAAGUUGGGGUCCACAGACUACCAUGAUUUCCUCGACUUUCUUACUACUGUGGAUGAAGAGCUGAUGAAACUGCCAGCUGUUUCAAAACCAAAAAGGAACUAUGAGGAACAAGAAAUUUCCCUGGAAAUGAUGGACAACUUUUGGGGAAGGAUCACUAAAGAAGGACAGUUGGUGGAAAGUGCUGUGAUAACGCAAAUCUGUUGCCUAUGCUUUGUGAAUGGGAACACAGAAUGCUUUUUAACCUUGAAUGACCUUGAGCUGCAGAAGCGAGAUGACCGCUAUUUUGAAAAGGAGCCAGAAAAGAAGCAGGGGAUUGACAUCCUUGACUAUCAUUUUCAUACAUGUGUGAAAGCACAAGAAUUUGAGCAAUCAAGAAUCAUUAAGUUUGUUCCUUUGGAUGCCUGUCGGUUUGAGCUGAUGCGUUUCAAGACUUUAUAUCAUGGUGAAGACCUUCCUUUUUCCGUGAAGUCUGUGGUCGUCGUCCAGGGAGCGUAUGUGGAGCUCCAGUCCUUUGUCAACAUGGCCCCAUUGGCUCAGAGACCAUCAUCCCAAGCUGGUCCUUUGAGGUCCUGUGACAACAUAAUGAUACACUUUCCUGUCCCAUCACAGUGGAUCAAGGCCCUCUGGACCAUGAACCUCCAGAGACAGAAGUCUCUGAAAGCCAAAAUGAACCGCCGGGCAUGUCUGGGGAGUUUACAGGAACCCGAGACAGAACCUGUCAUACAGGUCACUGUGGGGUCAGCAAGAUAUGAGAGCGCCUACCGGGCUGUGGUGUGGAAGAUAGACCGGCUUCCUGACAAGAAUUCAAGUUCUGAUCAUCCCCACUGUCUGUCAUAUAAACUAGAGCUUGGAUCUGACCAAGAAAUUCCCUCUGAUUGGUACCCAUUUGCUACUGUUCAGUUUGUUACGCUUGACACCUGUGCCUCAAGGACAGAGGUCAGGUCUCUGGGCUUGGAGAGUGAUGUCCAGCCUCAGAAGCAUGUGUACCAGCGAGCUUUCUACAAUAUCCAGGUUGAAAUAGAAAAGAAAUGGAUUAAAAUCGAUGGAGAAGACCCAGAUAAAGCUGAUGACUGCGUAACUCAGUAG